Messenger RNA from Hypoxylon fragiforme, 1743 nucleotides. Its product is annotated as putative cytochrome P450 alkane hydroxylase. Bases 96 to 1628 code for a protein of 510 amino acids. Gene Ontology annotation, molecular function: iron ion binding; heme binding; oxidoreductase activity, acting on paired donors, with incorporation or reduction of molecular oxygen, reduced flavin or flavoprotein as one donor, and incorporation of one atom of oxygen. Lineage: Eukaryota; Fungi; Ascomycota; Sordariomycetes; Xylariales; Hypoxylaceae. The transcript has 4 exons. The record is from RefSeq and is a predicted model, not a curated record.
UACCUACCUCUACCUAGCAGCAGCAUUGGCCCAGAAAACCCUUGAUCCCAAGAGUAUAAAAAUCUCGGUAUCCUUCAUCUUUUCCACAUUUCGUCAUGGCUUUCUCCUUGUUCCUAGCUGCCGGUGCUCUCGCCGCCCUAACCCUGUACUAUGUCAUCCAGUGGCUUAUAGUAUGUCGACGUCGACAUCUCAUGAAGAAGCAGCAUGGCUGUCUCCCUGCCAAGAAGCUAGCCCAGAAGGAUCCUUUCCUAGGGACCGACAUAGUCAUGCAAAACCUGACAGCGGCCAAGAAUUAUGGAUUCCUCGAUCUCCUCAGGACUCGUCAUGCCAACAAUGGCCUCACUUUCACCACCAACACCUACUUCCGGACCACCAUCAACACUUGCGAUCCGACAUUGAUCCAAAACGUGCUGUCGUUCCAAUUCCAGGACUUCGGCAUGGGACCUCUGAGACGGAAGAGCGCCUCUCCACUGCUAGGCCAAGGCAUCUUCACCACAGAUGACGAAAUCUGGUCACACCAACGUGCUCUCAUCCGGCCGAGCUUCGUACGGGCCCAGGUCACGGAAUUCUCCAUCUUCGGCCACCACGUGGACCAGCUGAUUUCUCUGAUCGCCCGCCGGAACUACAAGGUCGACCUGCAGCAGCUCUUCUUUCGAAUGGUCCUGGACUCGAACAGCGAGUACAUGUUUGGAGAGUCGGUUGGCCUGAUGUCGGAGAACGCGUCGGAGGCGGCGCACACCUUCCACCACGCUUUGGACUACGCCCAGCAGGGCACCAUCCUGCGGCUGCGCCUGGGAAACCUCAUGUUCACCCACCGGGACAAGAAGUUCCGCGAGUCCUGCGACACCGUGCACGCCUACGCUGACAAGUUCGUCGCCCAAGCGCUCGAGUACCGACGCAGCCAGGAUGCGCUGCCGGAUGAGAAGAAGGAGCGAGAGGAGGGAGGCGGGCGCCAGAAAUACGUCUUCUUGAACGAGCUCGCCAAGGAUACCAGUAAUCCGAUCCUCCUCCGCGACCAGAUCGUCAACAUGCUCUUGGCCGCGCGCGACACUACCGCCGGGUUACUCGCUUUCGUGUUCUUCAUGUUGGCGCGAAGGCCCGACGUGUGGGAUAAGCUUCGCGCCGAUGUCCUGGAACACUACUGCGAGCCGCUGACGUACGAAGCGCUUAUGGACAUGAAGUAUCUCCGGUUUGUCGUAAACGAGACCCUCCGUCUCUUCCCCCCCAUCGCGACGAACAGUCGCAUGGCCAACAAAGACACCGUUCUCCCCGUCGGCGGCGGUCCCGACGGCAAGUCGCCUCUCUUCGUCGCCAAGCACCACGUCGUGACCUACAGCACCUUCGUGAUGCACCGGCGCGCCGAGUUCUUCGGCGACGACGUCGAGGAGUUCCGCCCCGAGCGCUGGGAGAACCUGCGUCCCGGCUGGGAGUUCCUGCCCUUCAACGGCGGGCCGAGGAUCUGUCCCGGCCAGAAGUUCGCGCUCACCGAGUCCUCGUACACGAUCGCGCGGUUGCUCCAUGCGUUCUCUGGGAUAGAGAACCUCGACCCGAGCGACUGGAGGGAGCAGUUGACGUUGUCGCUGACGCUGAAUAAUGGCGUGCAAUGUCGCUUGGUUCCAGCGGCGUAGCCCUUCCUUUUUAUUUUAUUUUUUCUCUUUUGUAGUAACUCUUUCUUUUCUUUUGCUGCCCAUACCUUUUGAGAUAUCCCAUGUCGAGGUCCUUUUUUUUUUCUUUUUUUCAUUU